Molecule: messenger RNA, 1399 nt
Organism: Branchiostoma floridae (Florida lancelet)
Lineage: Eukaryota; Metazoa; Chordata; Leptocardii; Amphioxiformes; Branchiostomatidae
Exons: 2
Coding region: 191-565 (124 amino acids)
Source: RefSeq, a predicted model, not a curated record
CGCAUUACAUUUUUCUAAUUACAACAUCUAGGGCCUAGGGAGUCCCUAUUCGGUCUGUAAGAAUAAAUAUGUAGUAAGAAAACGGUAACUUAAAAGAAAACAUCGAAAGUCUACAAUUUAGGCAAUGAAAACUGCCUUUAUUAACUUUACUUUUGUUUACUUUGCGUUAUUACCAGCACCGUAAAGAGUUAUGUCAUUUUCAGGGUGUGUGGGCCGCCUUGUGACCUACCCAGUCCUAGCAGCUGCCUUCCUGACCUUCUUAAUCAUUGGCGGAAUCAUCGGCGGCCUAUACAUCAACACCGGCGUCCAGGAUAUUCAAAAGCCGACACUAGAGGUGGAAACCACUGGUCAUCCUGCUUUGGACACUCCCUACGCGGCUGGUCAGCAUCCUGAGGACACCCCCUACAGCUCUGGUCACUCUGCUAUGGACACUUCCUCCCCCCGUGGUCACCCUGCCCACUGCACAUCUGUGGGGAAGGACUUCACUGGUUUCACCUUCUCCGCACUUAUGUUAAAACUGUACACCAACAGCACUAUGAUAAACUUUAACAUGACCGGAAUCUAAAGUCGGACAAGCUUUAAAUCCUUUGGUAGCAAUAUCAAAAGCUGACAAAGGAGUGUAGCCGGCCUGGGAGUGUUCAUUGGCAACAGAAGGCUACUUAACUCCAUUUCCAGCUUUUGUUGAUACUGUCUUAUGCUACCAAAGGAUCUGCUUGGAGAUUAGCACUGGUUAAAGGAGAAAUCCAUAAGGGUUCAAAAAAAGGAUGCAUACCUAAACGUAACGCAGGGUAUAGGUGCAGGCACAGCUGCAGGAAAGAGGCCCCAACCUCUAACUGUACAUGAAUUAUUUGAGAAAGUUAGCUGCGGAUUAACAGUUAUUAGAAUGUUUAUUUAUCUUUUCAUGUAAUCUUAUGUAGAGAACCAUUGCAAUCGAAAUCGAAAAGAUCUCGAACAGAAAAUGGCACUUUCAGCGUCCAAAUAAUGAUUUCAUAUUUUUUAUGCUAGAUUUUCCUCUAGGAAGAUGUAUUUGAAAAUGAAACAAUUUGUUACAUUUUUAGGAAGAAGAUGAUUAAAAAAAGCUCUAUACUUGUGUGGAUGUAAGUUUAUCCAGGUGUUGUACGUUACAUUGAUGUUCCAACAUUUUUAUCUGAUUUUGGAGUACUCUACCGGUAGAUUUUUUUUAUUACCUAUAAAGGUUUUAUUGCAAAUUCAUGCCCAUGGGGCUCAUUGCAAGUGAACAAAAUCAAAUAUAUGAAGUGAUUGAAAACAGGUAAAUAAUCUAAAUUCUAACAUAAAAAGAUUAACUGAUUGUCACAUGAUGUACAUAUAGAAUAUCGAAUGCGAUUCUAAACCUGCAUAACUGUUGCGGGGUUUGACUUCUUUGAAAACAAGUAAAGAA